UUGAGGAUCUCAACACCACCGCAUGUCUCUGCAACAACUGCCGAGUGAAGCCAAACCCGCUGCGACUCCACAAACUUUUUACUCGCGAGAAGAAGAAGAAGAUUCCUCUUUUUUUGUUUUUACGCACGAUGUUAGUUUGCUGAGGACGCGCGUGCAGUCGCGAGCGCACCUCCCGGGAAGAAGAAGAUGGAUUGUAAGAAAAAGUUAGACUCGACUUGUGCCGCGCACUGAGACUCUCUCUCUCUCUCUCUCCCUCUCUCUCUCUCUCUCUCCCGGGACACAACCAGGGGCUGGCGAUGCCCUGCAAACUUUGCGUGUUUUAAAACAGAAAGUUUUUUUGUCCCCAAGUCGGUUCAUGGAGUUUCGCGUUGUGCGUGUUCCGGAGCUGGUGCCAGCGGCGCAGUCGUUGUAGGCUCCGGGAAUCCGACUCCAGGGCGAAGUUUUUUUUCCUCCUCGGGACAAAAUAAGUGGAAGAGGAGCUGCGGCGGAGAGACGCGAGAGGACAGAGACACAGAAGGUCGUGACAGACGUCGAGGAGCAGCAUGGAGACUUCAGCUCCAACAGCCACUGAGAAGAAGGAGUGUAAGGGUUCAGGUUUGGAUGGAAGCAGCUUCUCAGAGCUGCCAAAAAAGCCCUCACCCACCACCCUGACCAGAGGUGCCCACCACCUCUUCCCCUCGUUCCAUGCACCAAUCCCGAUCGACAUGAGGCACCACGAGGGGCGGUACCAUUAUGAGCCACACCCACUUCAUGCUAUGCAUGGACCUCCAGGACUGACGGGCAGUCCAGUCAUCUCAGACAUCUCCCUGAUCCGUCUCUCACCCCACGUCGGGACGGGCGAGUCGCCGUUCAGCCCACCACAUCCGUACGUCAGCCCCCACAUGGAGCACUACCUGCGCUCGGUGCACGGGAGCCCCACCCUGUCCAUGAUCUCAGCUGCACGAGGACUGAGCCCGGCUGAAGUGACCCACGAACACUUGAAGGAGCGAGCUCUGUUCAGUCUCCCCCCUCCUCCACCGGGGGCCAACCCUACCGAGUACUACCACCUGAUGGCCAGCGCCAGCCAGCGGAGCCCGUACGGCGACCUGCUGAUGCAGAGUAGUGCCGCAGCCGCAGCCGCAGCCGCAGCAGCUGCAGCCGCUCAUCUGCCCGAUUACAUCAGCCCCAUGGACGUCUCACGUUUUUCCAGCCCGCGGCUGACACCCCGGCUGAGCAGGAAGCGGGCCCUGUCCAUCUCCCCUCUGUCAGAUGCCAGUAUUGACCUGCAGACCAUGAUCCGCACCUCGCCCAACUCCCUUGUGGCCUACAUCAACAACUCCCGCUCCAGCUCGGCUGCCAGCAGCUCCUAUGGGCACCUCUCAGUCGGAGGGAUCAGCCCCUCGUUCAGUUUCCCUCAUCCCAUCAACCCGGUGGCGUACCAGCAGCUGUUGGCCCAGCAGAGGAGUCUCAACGCCUUCGGCCACGUGCCCACUCUCAUUCAACCGUCACCCUCCUCGUAUUCUGCUCGCCAACACCCCCUCACCGCCUCACCGAUGUCCACCUCGCACAACAUCUCCCACUCUGAGGCAAACCAGAACGCCAGUGGAGACCCGGCAGUGAGCAGCACGGUCAACCCACUGAUCACCAAGAGAUCCAAGGUCAAGACGGAAGCAGAGGGUCCACUGCCCAUCUCUCCGACUUGUCAGGACCACGGGGGAGGAAUCUUGGACUUGAGUGAGGAUCUGGAUAAAGACGAGUGCAAGCAGGAACCCGAGGCCGUAUACGAGACCAACUGCCACUGGGAGGGCUGCAGCAAGGAGUAUGACACCCAGGACCAGCUUGUCCAUCACAUCAACAACGACCACAUCCACGGCGAGAAGAAGGAGUUUGUGUGCCGCUGGGAGGAGUGUUCCCGGGAGCAGAAGCCCUUCAAGGCCCAGUACAUGCUGGUCGUCCACAUGAGGCGCCACACGGGGGAGAAGCCGCAUAGAUGCACGUUUGAGGGCUGCGCCAAAGCUUACUCUCGCCUGGAGAACCUCAAGACUCACCUACGGUCACACACCGGAGAGAAGCCGUACGUGUGUGAACAUGAAGGCUGCAACAAGGCCUUCUCCAACGCCUCGGACCGGGCCAAGCACCAGAACCGUACACACUCAAACGAGAAACCAUAUGUGUGCAAGAUCGCGGGGUGUACCAAACGCUACACGGACCCCAGCUCUCUCAGGAAGCACGUUAAGACAGUGCACGGCCCGGAAGCCCACGUCACCAAGAAACAACGCAGCGACGUCCCUCCAAGACAGAACCCGCCCAAGGGCAACGGCGAGAACGAGGCCAAUUCCAAGCAUGGUGCGAGAGUAGUGGACGGCAAGAUUGAGGCCAACAGCACCUCUAGAGGCGUGGACGACUGCAUUCAGAUCAAAUCUAUCAAGACGGAGACCUCCAUGACAUAUCAGUCCAGUCCUGGUGGCCACUCGUCGUGUAGCAGUGAGCCAUCGCCUCUCAGCAGCGCCAACAACAACGACAGUGGGGUAGAGAUGGCCAUGCACAGCGGGGGCAGCUUCGGGGACCUCAGUGCACAGGAUGAGUGCCCCAUGGUUGACUCCACUGUUCCUGCAGGGGGACAGCUGGGGGGGAUGGGUCUUCAGUUGAGGAAAGCCGUGGGUCACGGUGGCGGGGUCACCAUCAAGCUGGAAAACAUCAAGAAGGAAAGGCUGAAGACCGUGAGGGACUCCUGCCCCUGGGUCAACUCUGCACCACAGCCCCCACAGGGCCAACGCAUCAGUAUGAAGCUGCCUCCCAUACCUGCAGUCGGUUCCCUGCUGGAGAGCUCCAAUGUGAUGACUAAUCUAAAUGGUCUGCACAACAACCAACGCAUCGGCGACCAGCCUUCAUGUGAAGUCACACUGCUGAACCAGUUGAAUGAGCGGCGUGACAGCACCACCAGCACCCUCAGCUCAGCUUACACAAUGAGUCGCCGCUCAUCUGGUAUUUCACCCUGCUACUCCAGCCGUCGCUCCAGUGAGGCUUCCCAGUUUAGUGCUCACCGCCAUAACAAUAUCAGUUCGGCCGACUCCUAUGACCCAAUCUCCACUGAUCUGUCUCGCCGUUCAAGUGAGGCCAGCCAGUGGGGAGGUAGUGGCGCCGGCGGAGGAGGUCUCCCAAGCCUCCUUAGUCUGACACCAGCUCAGCAUUAUCGGCUCAAGGCAAAGUACGCUGCUGCUACUGGUGGAGCUCCACCUACUCCUCUGCCCAAUAUGGAGCGAAUGAGCCUGAGGACACGCAUGGCGUUGUACAGUGACUCCCAGGAAGGCUCAUCUCAUCCAUUCCAUCAGCUGCCCUCUGGAACUGCACCCAGGCGCUGCAGUGAUAUUGGAUAUGGUGCCCAGAGCAUGAUGCCCCAUGAGGUACCUGCCAACCUUCCACGCCGUGCCAGUGACCCAGUGCGCCGUCCCACACUUGAUCAGUUCUCCUUUCCAAGGGUCCAGCGCUAUAACAGCAUGAACAGCAUGAAUCCCAAUAACGGUCCGUCAGCUGCAGAACGCCACCAGACACUGGCCAUGCAGGGCUACACUCGCUCUGAUGGCAGCCUGCAACGCUACCCAUUUGCCCCCAGACCACCUAGCAUUUCUGAGAAUGUAGCCAUGGAGAACAUGGCAGUAGAUGGAAUGAUGACCGGGGGAGAGCAGAAUGGGGAGGAGGACAUGGUGCUUCCAGAUGAUGUGGUGCAAUACCUCAGGUCCCAGAAUUCGGGUAACAAUUCGGGGCAAGUGGACUAUCAUUCCAACAAUCAGACUCAGGGCUACCAGACAUCCAUGGCCCCACCGACAUCAUUUUAUGCACAGAGGAGGAUGGCCAUGGUGGAUGCCACCAUGCAUCCAUCUGGUCAGGAUCUGCCUUUCUCAGCACCAUCAGACAACCUGAACAAGAAUAACAUGCCAGUGCAGUGGAAUGAGGUGAGCUCAGGGACUGUGGACACCACAACCAAGCUCUCCAGACAACAGCAGCAUCCUCUCAGAGGGAAUCUAGCUGUUGUUCAGCAGAGGCACAAUUUCGGAUCCUUCCCGACACAAGGUCUUGGCUUGGGUAGCAACCAGCAGGUAGUGCCCAUGAGUCAGAAUAUGUCUAUGCAGGGAUAUGCCAACCACAACAGCCAGAGGCCAAUGAACAUUAACCACCAGCAGAAUCAACAACAGAGGCAAUGUAACAAUGUGAACUUUAGUGAUCAAAUGAGUCCUCAGCAAGGAUACGGCCAAGAGGCAAUCCCAAACUCUAUAGCUGGGAGCACUAGCAUGAGACCGACCCGCAACAGUGCCACAGAUCCAGAACUGCAAACUUACAGAGCACGGACACAGACUGAUGGGUAUUCUCACAUGAACCAAGUGGAUCUCCAGCAUAAUUACAAUGUUGUUUCCCAGCAGCAGCAACAGCAGCACAUCAUCCACAAUGGAGGCAGGGGAAUGUUACAACCUCGGCCUCCCACAGAGCCCAAGGCUAUUGCCAGACAACACACAGGAUCUAGCAUAAUGCAGCCAAGUCGAAUACCCAAGGCAACGCAUGACACUUCGGAGGCUAGCCCAAAGAGGCCCAGUGGGUCAGUGGCCCAAAACAGCAACUCUUCUGUGUUCUAUACAGGUCAGGUUCAUAUGUUUGAGCCAACUUCUGUCAGCUUCGAUGCCCCCAUGUCCCCCUGUGCCAGCCAGGCUCCUGCCAGCAACAACCCCGCAGCACCCAACAUGGCUUCACCAGGAGUCAACCAGGUCUCCAGCAGUACAGUGGAUUCUUCAACUGGUAGAUCUGGUGGUACGGAACAUGCCCAGAUCGACUUUGACACCAUGCUAGACGACGGAGACCACUCCAGCCUAAUGUCGGGCACCUUGAGUCCCGGCCUUCUGCAGAGCCUCUCCCAGAGCUCCUCACGUCUGACCACACCUCGGAACUCUGUCACCCUUGCGUCUGUACCGGCGGGGAUUGGCAACAUGGCCAUCGGUGACAUGAACUCCAUGCUCACAGCUUUGGCUGAAGAAAGCAAGUUCCUCAACAUGAUGAGCUGAGAGCAAUCACAGACCUCCUCGUCCACCCAGGCUUCACAUUUUUACAUCAGGAAUAUACAGACUACACACGAAAGCACUGACUGAACAAUGCAAAACCGGUUAUUUCAUACACUUUUUCAUUGUCCAUAGUAAUAUGCUUGUCUUGUAAUAUUUGCUUCAGAAUAUAAUAUGUUACAUUAAAUGGAAUUGAAUAGUGGGUAAAGCUAAGGACCAUUUUAUAUCAUCAUUUGUUAAAAAGCCAUACUUAUUAGCUACACGUAUAUGAUAGUCCAGGGUUUAUAAAUGCAUCCACCAACAACUGCCAUUCAGUAUUUGCUGCCCUUUACCAAGUGGUGCACUGAGAGCAGUUCACUUAGUGCCUUGCUGAGGGACAUCGAGCAUCUGACGUCACAAAACAGGAAACGGACAUGAUAUGUAGAUAUCAGGUAAUAUUUUCUCAUGAAGACCUUAAUGUGUAUAGAUUAUACUGUAUGGUACUUGCUUUAAGUUAUGUUAUUGACUUUUCAUGUUUGAACUCGGGCUGUCAAAGCUUUAGUGGUUGAUUUUCUUUGAAAUGGCGUUAAGGGCAUUUGUCAAAGCAUAUUACUACUUUGUUAUUCUGUCCAUGUGCACAACUCAGCAUGGGGGAGAGUAAAGAGAGUUGCACAGCACACGAUUGAGACGAAUGAUUUGUAACCAGGUUUAAAACUAUCACAUGCAUGUAAAAAUGGAAACAUGCCUAUUAUGAAACAAACUGUAAACAUUGGCUGCUAUUGCAGUUUAUAUAUGCACUUAUUUCAACUUUCCUCCAGCAUAAGAAAGUGCCAUCGUGGCAACAUGUCCUGUGCACAACGUGGGUUUUAAUGCUGGGAUUCAAUUACACCUAGAUUGUGGAAUAAAGGUGCACGAGAAUCUACAGUAUAUAGAACAGAUUAAAGUCAAGGUGCAGUUAUUCCAUUCAAUCAGAAUUUUGAGACCUUUUUUACAAAGCGAAGCAUUUGACAGCCCAAGUUUAAAACACAUGGUUGUACAAAAUUAUUGUCCACAGAUAUUAAGUGCUUUUUGAUCAUGGUCUGAGCUCUUGGGGAUGGCACUGAUGAACCUGAACUGAUUUCCGUCUUUGCCCUGUGGAUCAGAGGAGUAAACUCUCCAUGGUCCAAUCUCACAAGGGUAAAUAAUUGGAAAGGACAAGGAUAUGCCUCUGGAUUAGUCUACCAGGGCACAUGAACCCCCAUGUCUGAUGAAGAGCACUCUCUAAAGGAAUAUACAAGUACCUCUGUGUGUUCUCAGUUGAGAUCCAACCCUAAUUAACACAUUCACGCCGCCUCCCCUCACUGCAUCCCAUGGGUUCUGCAUGGGUUCUGGAUGAACUGCAGAGAGACCAGGAAGGGACUCUGACUUUUAAAAUGAAAUUCUGCUUCUGACAGGAUUCGUGAACAAGCCCUCCAACUUCAUCCAUUUUACUAUGUUUGUUGAAUUUCUAAAUAGCCUUUCAAAUGUUUGUGUGUAUGCUUCCAUUCACUUUUACUAUGCCCAGUGUGUGUGUGUGCGUGCAUGUGCGUGUGUGUGUGUGUGUCUGAGUGUGUAUAUAGCUUUUGUACAUUUCAAAUAAACUAUCUCUGUUUUUUUCUGUUUAAA
Hippoglossus stenolepis (Pacific halibut) is the source of this 6647-nucleotide messenger RNA. It is a transcript of the gene gli2a, whose product is annotated as GLI family zinc finger 2a. The coding region runs from base 543 to 5030 and encodes 1495 amino acids. Gene Ontology annotation, molecular function: RNA polymerase II cis-regulatory region sequence-specific DNA binding; DNA-binding transcription factor activity, RNA polymerase II-specific. Gene Ontology annotation, biological process: regulation of transcription by RNA polymerase II; smoothened signaling pathway. The record is from RefSeq and is a predicted model, not a curated record. Lineage: Eukaryota; Metazoa; Chordata; Actinopteri; Pleuronectiformes; Pleuronectidae. Gene Ontology annotation, cellular component: nucleus. The transcript has 14 exons.